Messenger RNA from Phoenix dactylifera (date palm), 1924 nucleotides. RefSeq lists its product as uncharacterized. NCBI's taxonomy places the organism in Eukaryota, Viridiplantae, Streptophyta, Magnoliopsida, Arecales, Arecaceae. The record is from RefSeq and is a predicted model, not a curated record.
UGGCAUUUUCGUGAUUAUCGCGCAUUUUGGUAAGCACUCUCGCGCUCCACCCUUUCAAUAAAUGCUCUUCUUCUUUAGACUCGCCAAGCUUUGCCCCCAGUCCCAGUCCUAGUAACACAGCUCUCUCUCUCCGGAGCCUGGAAAGAGAGGCAGAGGGAAGAUUUAAAAAUCUCCAGUACCCGGAGGUCGGACUACGAGCCAAAGAGAAAGCUCCCCAGAUUACGGCCAUCGCCACUCGUUCCCCGGCCAAGUCCUCGCCAGAGAUGCCUCUUUAGUGGAGGAGGAUGGGCUGCUUCUUCAGCAAAAGGGAUGCUGCUUCCUGGGGCAAGGCGGCGUCCAAGGUCCGCCGGCGAAGAAGUCCUCCGCCGACGGAGCCUGAGGCGCCGCAGGAGGAGACGGUGAAGGAGGUGCUCUCCGAGACGGCAAAGCCGAGGGCGAGGCCAAGGGAGGAAGUGAAGGAGGAGGAGGAGGAGGAGGAGGUGGUGGGGAUCAAGAAGUGUUUGAAGGCGGGUCCAGGUCUUAACUCCAUCAACGGCGGCUACAAUGAGAGGUUCGAGGAGAACUUCGAGGUCUGCAGCAUGAGCGAGGGCUUCUCCGUCUCAACGACGGCGACGGAGAAAAGAGGAGCGGAGGAAGUGGACGCGGAGGGUGAGGCCAGGAGAACGAGAGAGGAGAAGUCGCCGGCGAAGCUUCACCGGAAACGCUCCUUCUCCGGCGAGAUUGCUCGCAACAAAGAAAGGAGCGCCGGCGUCGGCGUCGGCUGCGGCAGUGGGAGGUCCUCUCCGUCGCCGGUGAAAAGGAGGGAGGGGGCCGUCGGGCGGACGUAUUCUGCCAGGGAGUCGGGACCAGGGCGGGCGGCGAGGAACCGGGUUGCGGUCGAGAACGGAUUCCGUAGAGACCCCGUGGAGAGGUCCAGCAGGAGGUCGGUAUCUCCCGCUGCGAAACGGGCGGCGGUGCUGCGAAAUGCGACCGCCGGUGGCCAAUGCAAGGUCGUGCCGGCGUCGAGGGCGAACGGCCGGGCAUCGCCGAGCAGGAUCCCACCGCCCCCGCCGGCGGCGACGGCGGCGGCGGCGGCGGCUGGGGAUGGAAAGAGGGUGCAGGAGGCGAGCGGCGGAGACGGCGGCGAGGGGAAGGAGUCUCUGGAGAAUCCCCAUGUCUCUUUGGAGUGCUUCAUCUUCCUCUAGUCUCUUCCCCUUUUGGCGGCGACUCAGGUUUGCAGUCUCCGGUUUAACAAAUUUAAGGUUCAUGCUCUUUAUUUAGGAACAAGAUAGAGGUAUUUUGUUAGGGUCAGCAUUUCGAAAUCCUUGGGAAGGAAAUGAAGCAAGAGAGGGGAAGGGGAAGGGGAAGGGGAUAGAGAGAGGGAGGCCUCUUGGCCGUUUUAGCCGCCGGGAAGCGCCUGUUGUCAUUUUGGCGGUGGGAAGGAUCACCGUGGUCCCCGGCUUGGAGACUACCGUUCGAUCUUGAUCGUACGCCAUAAAUGUAUUGUAACUUCUCCUUAAACUGUUAUAAUAUGUCUAACCUUAGUGUUCUGUUUCGUUUUUGUGCUCCUUUGUUCCUGAAAGGUAAUAUGAGUUUCGAAGCAUAGAAAAAAGAAAUAGCCUUUAUCAGAUGUGUGGCCACGUGGACGUACGUUGAUUGAUCUAUAGUUAAUAGGGGAAGGUAGGUCCAUUGAUUGCUUAGACGUAGCUCAUCAAAUCGAAUCAGAUGAUGGGUGGGUCUUGGCGGUGUCUUUUCCUGGGCUCCAUUGCAAGGAAAGAAAGGGAAGGAGCAGGGCAGUGGUUCCGUGCAGACGAGAUAGUUAAUAAUAUCACUGUUGAGGAGCUGUGCAGGGCACGGCACGCCACGCCACGGCAUCGAAUCCCGUGGUGGGCGGCAGGCCACCACAGGCCAUUGAAGCAGUCUCCUGAGGGAUGCAGGAACCUCC